Molecule: messenger RNA, 1881 nt
Organism: Wickerhamiella sorbophila
Lineage: Eukaryota; Fungi; Ascomycota; Dipodascomycetes; Dipodascales; Trichomonascaceae
Product: Lipase 4
Exons: 1
Coding region: 1-1881 (626 amino acids)
Biological process (GO): lipid metabolic process
Molecular function (GO): triacylglycerol lipase activity
Source: RefSeq, a predicted model, not a curated record
AUGAUACCGCUGUUGACUAGGAGAGACCCCAAUUAUGACGCUUUAAUUAAGGAGCAGGCUAGCGCUCAGGAUUACGACGAGUGGCUGGCUGCUUCGGUCAAGCUGGAUGAGCUCCUGGGCCUAGAUAGAUGGAAAAAGCACAAUGCAAGCCCAUUGUACGAUUACGAGCUAGUGAGUCACCGCCUGAACGAGCUGCGUGAAGCCCGGCUCUCUGGCAACAUCAAAAAAUUACUUUAUUUGGUCCGAACAACCCUCUCCCGAAACCUUGGCCGCAUGGGUGACCAGGAGCUGUACAAAAAGUGCUACUCAGGUACUAAAACGCUGAUCUCGGAUUAUAUAUGUGAGUGCGAAGCGGCAAUCGAGUCGCUGCUUGAGGCUAACAACCUGGACGAUUCCUAUCUUGUGCAGACAUUACUCCAGACCCGGAAGGCCUUUGGGCGUACAGCACUCGUGCUGUCAGGCGGUGCAACACUAGGACUACUUCAUGCCGGGGUUAUUUUCGAGCUGCAUGAACAUAAUUUGCUUCCGAAAAUUGUCUCUGGAUCUAGCGCGGGGUCUAUUUUUGCUGCACUGAUAUGCGUCACCAAGGAGGACGAGUUCGAUAAGCUGUGGAACCUCCGAAACCAGGAAAUUGCCAUUUUCCAUAGUGCUGGUAUCGAAGAAACAAUGUGGCAGCACGUCCAACGUUUCCUGAUUGAAGGCACUUGGGUCGACAGUGUCUGGAUUGAAACCAUGACCAAAGAGCUUUUAGGAGACUAUACUUUUCUUGAGGCGUACAACCGUACGGGACGUAUUUUGAACGUCACAGUCUCGUCAUCAGGUGUUCAUGAUAUGCCACGACUGCUGAAUUACCUGACGUCGCCCAAUGUUUUGAUUUGGUCGGCGGUCUGUGCAUCAUGCUCUUUGCCACUGGUGUUUUCGUCAAACACCUUGAUGGCCAAAAACCCCAGAACCGGUGAGGUGUUCCCUUGGGUGAAAACAACAUUUAUCGAUGGCAGCGUGGACAACGAUUUACCGCUGGCUCGCUUGGCAGAAAUGUUUGAUGUCAACCAUUUCAUUGCCUGCCAGGUAAACCCGCACAUUGCACCCCUUUUGCAUUUGUCCCAACAUUUCAGCCCGCAAAUCCCGAAAAAGAAGCUGGACGAUAAAAUCAAGCUGGAGGAAAACGACAUAGUCAAUCAGCACACACUAUGGUCCAAAACAAAGAGUAUGCUUAUUGGCGAGGUGUCACAUGCGCUGCAAAUGAUGAAGCAAGCAGGGAUUCUCGAAAAGACAACUUCCUCUUUACUCAAUGUUAUGGCCCAAGAGUACAUUGGAAAUAUCACCAUGCUGCCAUCUAUCGAGCUAACCGACUUUGCGAACCUGUUGCGAAACCCCACACCCGGCGUUCUGGGGGCUGCAAUGCAACGAGGAAGGUUAGCAACUUGGCCCAAACUUGCAAUUACUAGAAACCAUUGUGCCAUUGAGCUCAAACUAGACGAGGCUAUUAUGCGAGUGCACAGUCGUAUGAUUUCCAAGAACGCCAACCAGCUCAAGGCAGCUAUGAAAAUGCAUCAUCGCAACAGCGAAGAGCUCCUCCACAGUGUUCGAUCACAUCGUAGCCGCUAUUCGCUUGGAACUGUACGCUACUCGCCUUCGACCAAUAACGUUGCUUCAAUCACUCGGCGAAAGUCGUCGGUGCAAAUCCGACCAAUGUACUCACCAUUGAAUCAAUCACCGGCUCUAUCCCGGACUUCAUCGGGAUCAAACCUUGUAAUGGUAGGCCGUCAAGCAAUGACAGCUCCUAACUCGUACUCCUCUUCUUUGGCGACAUCACCGAAUGGUGCUCGCAAGCCCAGGACCCUGUCCACGGCGGUUGUUGAGGGAAGUACUAAUAAAUAG